AACACAAAACCGCCAAAAAAAAUCAAAGCAAAUGAAAGCCUUAAAAUAAAACCCUAAAAGAGGAGCAAGUAAAGCAUCAUAAUCAGCAGCGUAGAUCAGCAAUGGCGAGAGGAGACGAUGGUGAGCUGAGUGGUGCGAAGCGAGCGUACAGGAACGCGGUGGAGGAGGGGAACAGGCAGGAAGAGGCUCGGUGGGCGAAUAUGAUCGGAGACAUAUUGAAGAAGAGAGGAGAGUACGUCAAGGCCUUGAAAUGGCUCCGCAAAGACUACGAGGUCUCUGUCAAGUAUCUUCCCGAGAAACAACUCCUUCCUACUUGUCAGUCCCUCGGUGAACUCCAUCUCCGUCUUGAAUACUUCAAAGAUGCCCUAAUUUAUCAGAAAAAGCAUUUAGAGCUUGCCAAGGACAGCAAUGACCUCAUUGAGCAACAAAGAGCCUGCACCCAACUUGGUCGAACUUACCAUGAAAUGUUUUUAAGAUCUGAAGAUGAUCACUAUUCGGUUCGGAAUGCCAAAAAAUAUUUCAAAUCUGCCAUGAACCUCGCCCAAAGUCUUAAGGAUAAUCCACCAAUUGGUAAACCUUCUUUUCUCAAGGAGUACAUUGAUGCUCAUAAUAACAUUGGAAUGCUUGAAAUGGAUCUUGAUAACUUGGAACAAGCCCAGAUGAUUCUUAUCAAAGGAUUACAAAUUUGUGAUGAAGAGGAGGUAAUUGAAGAUGAUGAUGGGCGCAGUAGGCUCCAUCAUAACCUUGGAAAAGUUUACAUGGAGCUCAGGAAGUGGGAUAAAGCUCGAGAACAUAUUGAAAAGGACAUCAUCAUUUGUAAGAGAAUUGGGCAUUGCCAAGGAGAGGCAAAAGGGUACAUCAAUCUUGGGGAAUUACAUUACAGGGUUCAGAAAUGUGAGGAUGCAAUUCUUUGCUAUGAAAAGGCACUCAAACUGGCAAAGUCCAUGGAAGAUGAGGAUGCUUUGGCUGAUCAGAUUGGUCAGAAUAUCGAAACUGUAAGAGAAGCAAUGAAGGUAAUGGAUGAGUUAAAGAAAGAAGAACAGAAUCUGAAGAAGCUGAUAAGAAACAUUCCCAUGGUUAGAGGCACAGCUAAUGAACGGAAGUGUCUGCUGCAGCAGAAUGCAUCUCUUGAUUGUCUAAUAGAGAAAUCAAGUAUUAUCUUUGCAUGGCUGAAACAUCGUGAAUUUGCCAAAAGGAAGAAGAGAGUAGCAAGUGAACUCUGCGACAAAGAAAAGCUGAGUGACUCAUUUCUGGUCAUUGGAGAGUCAUACCAGAGGCUUAGGAAUUUCAGCAAAGCACUAAAAUGGUACACAAAAAGUUGGGAGAUCUACAAAUCAAUUGGCAACUUGGAGGGGCAAGCAUUAGCGAAGAUUAAUAUUGGAGAUGUUUUGGAUUCUGAUGGUAAUUGUGCAGGUGCUUUAAGUGCAUUUGAAGAGGGUUAUGGGAUUGCUCUAAAAGCGGACCUUCCUUCUGUUCAGUUAUCUGCACUGGAGAAUAUGCACUAUAGCCACAUGAUAAGAUUUGACAAUGUUGAAGAGGCCAGGAGGCUGCAAUUGCUAAUUGACAAAUUGAAGCAGUCAACAACAAAAGAGCUUGAAGCACAAAAUGUGGAGCAGGAUUGUUGCUCUGAAACUGAAACAGAAGGAGAUGAUCAAUCACCAAAUGGGUCUGAUAUGAGCUGUUCCCAAGAGACAAGUAAAUACAAUUCUGUGACAUCACAAUCUCAUGCUAGAGUGGAAGAGCUAAACGAUGACCUACCUUUGAUUUCACUUCUUCAUCCCCAUAAAUAUUCAGCCAAACUGAAAACUGCUUUUGUGCCUGUGACUGCUACAAAGCCAACUCAAUCUUUGCCUAAAAGUGUGCCUAGAUCUACUGAUAGUCAGCAAACAUUUGUUGGUCAUAAACGCAUCCGUGUAAUCCUUUCUGACGAUGAAGGUGAAAUGCAUGAUGAGGUAGAGUGCCCAAGAGCAAAACAUAGAGGUCCAAAAGAGGAUGUUGCCACUUGUGAUGAAUUUAAGAGUGGAGAUAACUUGGCUGGUCCUGCCUGUGAAUUCCAGGAUGUCUCAGAAGUUGCCUCCAAAUGUGCCAUCAGUACUUGCACUCCUAUUAAUAUUGAAGAAAGCACUUGUUCUUACAAAUCCCGGAGUCCUAAAGUUGCUGCUCAGGAUGCCAAAGAUUUCAGACGUACCUGUGAAGCUGUUAAAAAUUCCAAAUUUAAUGAGAAUGGUUCCAAGUAUUAUGCAGAUGUCACUGAAAGCCUAUUUGGUAUCAACAAGCAUGCUUGUGAUCAUGAAUAUUGUUGCUUGUGUUACUUGCAGCAAAAAUUGACAUUCAAAAUUGAUGAAGACUUUGUACAUGUAGAACUGGGCUCAUGUAUGGUUGGUGAUGAGUUGAGCAUAGAGUGCAUGAAAGUUGAAGUUGCAUGCUUAUACUAUCUACAACUUCCAACAGAGAAGAGAUCUAGGGGUAUGCACUUUCCUUCAAUUCCAUUUACUAUCUGUUCAGGUUGGGUACAGAAGCGUUUGAUGAAGCUUUACAUUGACUGCUGCAAGGAGUUAUCUGAGCCCCCCAAUCUGAAAUUGCUUAAGAAGUUAUACAAUUUGGAGGUUUCAGAGCUUGAAGUCAUUUUGUCUGAUUGUGAAUUACAAGAUGUGUCAAUAACACCAUUACUAAAUGCCUUGCAAGCUCACAAGACAGUUUCUGUUUUAGACCUAUCUCACAAUUUGCUAGGAAAUGGAACUGUGGAGAAACUUCAGCAGGUGUUUACAUCAUCAGGUCAAAGAUAUGGCAGUUUGGUUCUGGAUUUGCACUGCAAUCGCUUUGGUCCAACUGCGUUGUUCCAGAUUUGUGAAUGCCCUGUCCUAUUUGCUCGAUUGGAAGUGCUCAAUAUCUCUAGCAACCGUUUGACUGAUGCAUGUGGAUUUUAUCUUUCAACUAUCUUACAAAAUUGCAAAGCCCUUUAUAGCUUAAAUAUUGAGCGCUGUUCUAUCACAUCCAGAACAAUUCAGAAGGUUGCUGAUUCACUGGGAUCUGAAUCUGUCCUAUCACAGAUUUGUUUAGGAUAUAACAACCCUAUAUCUUCAAAUGCAAUAGUCAAUCUUUUGGCCAAACUUGCCUCUUUAAAGAGAUUUUCGGAACUAAAUCUGAAUGGUCUGAAGCUAAGUAAGCAUGUAGUAGACGGUCUUUGCCAACUCUCUCAGAUCUCAUGCUUGUCAACAAUGAUGCUUGGAGAUACAAGUAUUGGAACUGAUGGAGCAUUGCAAUUAAUUGAGUCCUUAUCCAAUGGGACUCAUGAAUUGAUGAAACUUGAUUUGUCGUCUUGUGGACUAACCUCUCAAUACAUUGUCAGACUCAAUGAUGAAGUCUCACUGAUCAGUAGUAUUGUUGAUCUGAACCUCAGAGGAAAUCAGAUUAUGCAAGAGGGUGGAAGUGCAUUAGUUUUGCUACUAAAAAAUCCUCGGUGUUGUUUAAAAGUUUUGGAUCUGAGCAAGUGUCACCUUGGUCUUCUUGGUGUUCUUGGGAUACUACAGGCACUAUCUGAGAAUUGCUCUCUCGAAGAGCUCAAUCUUGCUGAAAAUGCCAGUCUGGAUAAAUAUCAUAUGUUGAAACAUCAUGACUCAACAGUGACAGAGUGUUCAAAGUCAGUGCAGCAGGCAAAUAAAAAAUUCUGUGACUCUCCUUCGUUCAGGGUUUCCUUGGUUGAGGAAGUUGAGCCUGCCCAACAAGGGUCAUCAUUUGCAGUAAAGACAGAAUGUAUUCAGCUUGAAGCUGCUGAUAGCGAAGAUGAUGAUCAUCCUCCAAAUCCAAUCAGGAUGCCAGCUGAAGAAGCUGCUGCUGCUGCAGCAUCAUCAUCGAGUAGUCCCAGUGACAGCUGCAUGAUGAGCUCAUCAUGUCAGCGUAACCCUUCUGAUGAAGAGAGCCUCCAGUUACUAGUUCGAGAUCUUUCAACUGCUAUUGGUUUGGCAAAACACUUGCAAUAUUUGGAUCUUAGUAAUAAUGGAUUUUCAAUGGAAAUUGCAGAAACAUUGUUAUAUGUUGCAUGGUCGUCAUUAAGUUCAAGAGCUGGUUUUGCUCAGAGGCACAUUCAGGGAAACACAAUCCACUUGUCAUUGCAGGGCCGCAAGUGUUGUGGGGUCAAACCUUGCUGCAGCAGAAGGGAUUAGUAUUGUUGCCACUUAAAUUCUUUCUGCUGUAUCCAAGGAAAGAGCUUCAUUGCAUAGUAUAAUUCAUGACUCUACUGUGACGCAACUAUGUGGGAGCUUCAGAUAUGGACAGACAUUGGGUUUAGAUUGUUAUAAGGUUGAAAAUUAAUGGUUUUAGUUGAAUAAUUUAAAAACUCAGGGUUUAAUUUGUUAUAAAAAUUAAACUUUGGAAUUUCUUGCUUUUAUUCUAAGAAUUUGUGUGUAUAUUUGAUCUUUAUUCUGAUUGUAAUUCAUUA
Messenger RNA from Camellia sinensis, 4438 nucleotides. Lineage: Eukaryota; Viridiplantae; Streptophyta; Magnoliopsida; Ericales; Theaceae. The record is from RefSeq and is a predicted model, not a curated record.